This is a messenger RNA of Linderina pennispora, 1775 nucleotides long. Its product is annotated as WD40 repeat-like protein. Gene Ontology annotation, molecular function: protein binding. Lineage: Eukaryota; Fungi; Kickxellomycota; Kickxellomycetes; Kickxellales; Kickxellaceae. The transcript is spliced from 6 exons. Bases 270 to 1511 code for a protein of 413 amino acids. The record is from RefSeq and is a predicted model, not a curated record.
GUAGACUCACUUUUUCUCCUUACAACCGCAAAAAGCCCGCCGAUUCGCACUGUCAUAUUUCCAUAGAACCAGCAGCAUUCCUUCCCUUUGCGCACAUCUUGCAGAAAAACCCGCCGGCCAACUGCCCGUGCCGACAGAAUCGCAAGCAAACCCAACAAUCGCGGCAAAUCCCUAACAAGGAAAACGACCACCAGCGCGGCGACGAUCGCUAAAUAGAAUCCACCCCACACAGCCCACAUCCCCUCUUUUCCCGUCUGCCUGCACAGCUGAUGACAAUCACGUUAGAACGUGUGGUCAACACAUACGAGUUUGUCAAGCCCUCGCCGCGGCGGCACCAGCAGCGCACCAGCUGGAACCACUGGUUUACUGUGAUGCCCAAUAUCCCGUCCAAACAUUACCAACCGAUUUUUUACUCAGAGACGCCGCCCGCUAUUCUGUUUGUUGCUUAUGUAGGCAGCUGCGUGACGUUGUCCUGUGUCCCGGCAACAAAAUCGGAGCUCUACUCGAUCUACCGCUGCAAUGUCGACAAGUAUGAUACCCGCAAGCAUCAGUCCACCCGCGUCCUCGGCGAUCUGUCCUUUGAUCCCGUGAGCAUGGCUGUUGGCGGCGACUUUAUCGUGGUCGGCGGGCAGCGAGCUGAGCUGGCCGUAGCGAGACUUAGCAACCCGGGCGAGACUAUAAGCUUGACACACAUGGGCGGCUCCAUCAACAACUUUGUCGCUUUGGAUCGCCAGCCGCGCGCCUUGCCCACCCGCCGCCGCCUGCGCGACUCUGCGGCAUUUGUCGAGGACGGUGUGACCAACCUGAACAUCAUGAAUAGCCAAGCCGCCCCGCCACGCGUGCUUGUCUGCAACAAUGACAGAUCAGUCAAGCUGCUGUCGCUGCCCGACCUGAGCCUGAUCACGGAGCUGAAGUUCCCGGUCGCUGUCAACUACGCCGCGGUCAGUCCUGACGGGACAAAGAUGUGUGUGGUUGGCGAUUCAAACAGCGUGUUCCUGUUCAACAAGCGCGGCGACGACUUUGAAAAGAUUGCGACCCUGACUGCCUCCAACGAUGCAUCGUUUUCGUGCGACUGGAGCCAAAGCUCCGAGCUAUUUGCCGUUGGCAGUCAGGAUGGGUUUGUCAACGUCUGGGAUAUCCGCUCACACCAAAAGAUGAUUUCGCUCGAGACAUACCAGCACGGAAGGUCCCGCGGUGCCUGUCGCAACGUAAAGUUCUCGCCCAGCGGCUCUGUUGAUCUGCUGGCGUUCUCGGAGCACACCAGCUUUGUCAACAUCGUUGACGCCCGCAGCUUCGAGAAGCGCCAGAUUCUGCGUGUCGCUGCUGAUUUGAGCGAAUCGAUGGAUUCUGUGGACUCAACCGUGACCCUGCACCAGCAGGACCUGCAGAUUACUGGGCUUCGCUUUGCGCCUGACAGCUCUGCGCUCUUUGUUGGACUUGAGGACUCGAUCCUGGAGUAUGCCGUCGACCGCAUCGGCCGCUACAGCUUCCCAAGCAGUGCCGUAAUCUGAGAUGAACUACCCCACUGUUUGAUAUCCCAGCCACCAUGACCAGCCUGAGCUGCGUACGUCAUCGCCACAUGCAUUGCCAAUUACCCCGGUGGGUACCAGGAUUGCCACUCAUAGCACAUCCUACACCCUGCCACAUUCAACUUAUACUAUUUAGCAUAUUGGACUUUGUGUCUUUCUGUCUGUUUAUUUUAAUACCCUGCAAGCUCAAUUUAUCUUUUCUGUUCAUUGUAAUUUUUUCAAAAUCUAAAAAUAAUAUACACUGUC